Messenger RNA from Aspergillus affinis, 2262 nucleotides. RefSeq lists its product as uncharacterized. The record is from RefSeq and is a predicted model, not a curated record. The transcript has 4 exons. Gene Ontology annotation, biological process: eisosome assembly. Bases 1 to 2262 code for a protein of 753 amino acids. NCBI's taxonomy places the organism in Eukaryota, Fungi, Ascomycota, Eurotiomycetes, Eurotiales, Aspergillaceae.
AUGGCGACUAUCCAGCAGCCACCUGCUCAGCGUGCUGCAAUUCCGCGAUCCCGGUCAGCCCGGCUAGCGGAUCAAGCCGCGACCGCUGCGCUUUUUGUAACCCAUCCGGAACGACGACUGUCGGUGCGCGAACCAAGGGCAGGAACGGAUCUGUCCACCUUGAAAGCGACCGGGUCCCGUCCCGGCUUCAGUCAUGCUUCGGCAGUGGCUGCCCUAGCUCAUGCAAAGAAUAAGCAGCCCGAGAGUGGCCGAUCGUCCGCCGCCGCCAUUUACGUCCCGGAUUACACCCAGGAAACGCCCAGCCCGGAAGGUUACAAGGCUGCCAUCUCCGCCCUCCGAGACCACCGGUCGAUCGCAAGCCCUUCCGCCGGGGACUCCAAACAUGAUACCCCCUCGGCAGAUGGGCGACGGGAGAUUACUUCGAGAGAAAAGGCCAUCCGCGCUGCAUCUGGGGCUUUCUACAACAGUCGAAAGAGGGCUGAUUCUACUCCGUUGGAGACCCCCUACGCGAUGUCGGGUGCCAGAGACCCGUUCGAUGAGCUCGACAGCUCCAUGGAAGCCAGCCGGAUCCAGCACGUUGCCAACACCAACGCGCGCCUCUACACUGCGACUCCGCCCGUGGCCAUUGAAGUGGAGGAGCAGAACAGGAAGAAUGUGAUGAGAGCGGCUGCCAUAUCGAUGGCGCGGGAAAUGUACGGCAUCGCGGAAGAGGGGGGCCAGGCAGGUGCUGCCAUCCCCGCCGCUCAGAGGGGCCAUGCGCGGGCACGGUCCCAGCAAGCCGUCUCCAAAGCCAGCGCUGGCAUAUUGCAACGUGCCAUGAGUUUGCAGGAGGUCGCCCAAAAGCGCGCGGCCGAGAAAUUGGCCAGCAUGCAGGACGAGACGGCCGUGUAUCGAGAAUACUAUGGCAUCGGCAUUGAGCCCCAGGCGUCGCGCUCCGGCUUGCCGGCUCGUAGGCGGAGAGCGUCAUCGAUUGACUCCGACGAGUCCUUCGACGCAGAGCGGUCCCGAGAAAUCCGGCAUCAGAUGACCAGCUUGCGCACGAAGCUGGAUGCGGUCGAUGAGCAGAGGCAGAGAGACCGCACCAUGCUCAUGGAGGCUGCGAGAAAGAAUGUCGACGCGGCCAUCCAGGAUAUGGAGAGGCGGGCCUACGCCGAGACCGGUCGUGCAACGCCCUCCGUACGGAAGGAGUGGGAGGAGGCAGCCCUGGCGCGCGCCGAGAAGGACAUGCAGGACAUCGAUGCGCAUAUCGUCCACCCGGAUCGGGUCAAUCUGGGAGCCCAGAAGUUCGUGGAUAUGUCGGACGUCGAGGCACUGGCUCGUUCCAGACUCCAGCCAACUUUCGACGAAAUCCAUGAACGUGCCGAGGCACAACGGGCCAAAGAACUGGAACAACGGUUGGAUGAGGAGGAAAAACUACGCCAUGACGCCGUAGAGCGUCAGCGAGAGGCAGAUACACGGGCCGAGGAGAAGCGGCAGAGAGCGACCUUGAAGCAGAACAGCCAAGGCAAAGAGGAAAAGCACUGGCCAUGGAGGAAGAAGCUCAAACGAAAUGGAAACAAUGCAGCCGAAAGGCCUGUAGUCACCGGCGGUGCCACCGAAGAAAGAGACACCGAGCCCGUGGGCGAAGGACUUGCUGGCACCGUGACCCAAGAUACGGUCCAGACGGACACUGCGCCGGACAACGAACAGGCCGUGGCUUCAGGCGCUACCGCCGCCGCCGAACCGAAUGCCGUGCAGCCUGCUAUCUCUCGAUCAGAAUCCAAACUCAAGACCUGGAUCGGCAGAUUGAGUGGCCGUCGGUCUAGUGUCGCCGCCGCCGCCGCCGCCGCCGCUCCAAAAGAAGCAGAGGUUCAUCCCGAGCCCACCCCUAAUGCGACGGACGAGGGAAGCCCGACCUCGAUGGAUGAGUCGCGUGCUGCGCCCCUCCGGUCGAAUCCUGUAAGGGCCAGCGAUAUUGCGGGGGAGCCGAUACGCUCCACGGAUCAGGAUCAUCCUGCGGAGGCGCGAGCAGGCGAGGAGCAGGAAGCCUCCGGGGGCUUACAAGAGGCGAAGACCGACGGAGUCGAACCUCAGGGCCACGAGGCCCAGGGAGAACCGGUCCCAAUCGAACAUACUGCGGCCGACGAUUUGUACGACCGAAGCCCUGAGAGAGAUGGACUGCGAGACAGCGCGGCCGACCAGGGCCUGCCCGUUCCGCCUGCCAUUGGGAAGCGACUCAGCAAUGGCACCGGCCGCGAGUCGAGGUUUUCGGAAGAUCUGUGA